This is a messenger RNA of Leptopilina heterotoma, 814 nucleotides long. Its product is annotated as transmembrane protein 203. Lineage: Eukaryota; Metazoa; Arthropoda; Insecta; Hymenoptera; Figitidae. The transcript has 3 exons. The record is from RefSeq and is a predicted model, not a curated record. Gene Ontology annotation, biological process: intracellular calcium ion homeostasis. The coding region runs from base 347 to 760 and encodes 137 amino acids. Gene Ontology annotation, cellular component: endoplasmic reticulum.
AUUCAACUUCGAGAACCAAGUGUCCCCACCCUGACGAACUGUCAAAACACUGCAAAGGAAAUAGAGAAAAUAAGAAACAAUAAAGUAAGAAAUAGUUAAAUACCGAUUGUUUGUAAAGUAAAGUAAAAGGACCAGACUAUAGUAGAAAGUUAAUCCACAUUCAAAUUUUUAGUUAAAUAAUUAAACAAAAAGAAAUAAUUCGAAGAAAUUUAAUGUAAAAAUAGAACAAAAAAAUUAUUCAUCCUAAAAAAAGACAAAAAACAACAAUGUAAAUGGAAAUAGAAAAAAACGAGCAAUAAAAUAGAUGGAUCUAAAGAAAAUGAAGUGAAAAAUUCCUUUUUUCAGAAUGAUAUUCUCGUUAAAUGAACUCGUUCAUUGGUUGGGAUUGACAAUUUUUGAGAUAUGGGUUAAUCUGGCAUCACUUUCGGUGUUUUUUAUCCUAUUGGCCUUUAAAUUAGAUAAUGACUAUUUUUUAAAUCACAAAGAUUGGUGGAUUGUUUUUUCGCCAUUAUUCAUUGCCGAUGGAUUGAAUACAUAUUUUUGUUGUAUUAUAUUCAUACGAAUGCAUAUGGAAGGAAUGGUGAAGGAUGCUAUAUUGAGAGCACUUUGGAGUUUAAUUCUAUUGCUAUUAAUUUUUAUAUUCAAAUAUUUUCUCUGCCAAAAAUUGUCGGGACAAGCGUCUUUGGAAUAUUCAGAAGUAUUGAGUCCCGUAUUCUUUUUAUUGCAACUUAUUGCCAUUAGAGCUUGUCAAUUACAUUGAAUUGUUUAUUUAUAAACUGAAAUUUAAAGAAAAAUUGUUCUGUUGAAUAUGUGG